AUGGAGGAAACGGGGGUUGGUAUUAACCUUGGUACAUCGUUGUUCAUGGUAUCAUUGGCACUUGGCAUCGCCGGUUGCAUUACUCUCUUACUGAAUGCAGUACUAACAGGAGCCUCUGACAUAUUCUCUUACCAGCUGGCCACCGGCUUUGACAUCCAUCCCAAUGCCAACCUAGCGACGGUAAUACUGGUAAUAUUGGUGAUAUUACAUGCACUUGGGUACUACUGUCAAUACGCCAAGACACCGCUCAUUAAGUGCCAUCAAUGGCUACUGGUCACAGGAUCACUUACGGUCCUGGUAGCCGCUGCGGCCGUACUGUUGGCUACCAAGGGACACCAGGUAGAUACCGAACAGAUAGGUUACUCUAACACUGCUCUCACCGGAAUUCAACUGAUGGCACUGACGGCAUUUGUUGUUUGUACUUACAAAUCUGGAUGUUUCGGGAAAUGUAACUCAAAUGCCAGGCUAGUGUUUUAUGUGUUCGUCGGGAUAUAUGCAUUGUGGUUACUUGCAUAUCUCGCCGCGUGCGCUGGCUAUGUGAUAUUGUACAAGAAAUUAAUGUACAAUGAAGAUAGUCAUAGGAGUUUUGGACUCAAUCCAUACGAAACGAUACCACUAUCUUAUAAAAGAAUUCCAUGCGUCAACUAUGUGCUACUUGUAAUACUCAUCUUCAGUGCCUACCAGGUAAACCUCUGUUGUAUACCUAUUACUGGCACUGAGUGGACCUUCCUGUUGCUGUUUGGUAUGUGUGCCGGUAUAGUACUAACGGUGGUCAUGAAUUACCAGGGUGGUAGCACUGCUUUGAACGCAACGGUAAGACACGCACUAAGUGCAUUGGCGGCAGUAAUCAUGACAGUCUUACUGAUGUAUAGUUACUUCAAAGAGCCGUUUGUCCAGAUGGUACCCGGCAGAAAGUAUACAGCGUCGGACCUACUAUUUAUAGUUUUGGCUGUACUAAUAGCGAGUAUUACCAUGGUACUGUUGAUCAAGUGGAAGGGAGGUAUUGAUAGUGGUGCAGAAUGGACCCUCUAUACCUUCCCACCCGUUAUGGUGGUAUGCAUUGCCAUAGAGCUUGGGAUGCUCCAUUUUGGAUGGGUCCGUGGCAGUUCUUGUGACGUCGUUUGGCAAGCUGUCACAGUGAUCCUGGUAGUAGAGUGGGUAGCUACACUUGCCAGGGUACUUAUAGAGGCAUUUGAUGGUAGUGGCAACUACGGUUCUACACAGCACUACCCACUAGUAAUACUCCACCUAUUACUACCAGUGGCCACUCUACUAGUAUGUCACUAUCGCAUGCCAUUUCCAGGUAAGUACCAGAUAUGGAGCUGGAGCGUAGGACUGUGGGACACAAUGCUACUACUGCUGGUACUGGAGUCACUAGUGGUCCUGGUAGUAGCGAUGGUACUGAUGUACCAGGAAGCUGGUUACGACAGUGGUUGUUGUGUCCUGGUAGCUAUACAUGCCAUUGUACACGGCACUGCACUUGGUAUAGUGCACUUCAAGGAACCCCUGUCACAGUAUUGGCCCAGGAACCGGGUGGCUUGUGGAGUGCUCAGUUUGGUGUCACUACUGGUGUGGCUAGGAGUAGCCAGUUAUGGAACUAUCCAACCUAAAGUGAGUGGCCAUUUCGACGGAGUAUUUUAUUGCUUGGUGGCAUACGCCUGCAUUACAUUUGUUGGUGCUACGUACUAUGGCUUCCGUGGUGGCCUUGUACAGGGCACUUGCUUCAGUAAGAAGAGCACUGGUAGCCCUGCGCAGCUACAGGGCAGUGAAGAGACAGUGAGUAGUGCAGCAGACACCGUAGAAGUCGCAGGAGACACUGAGUAG
Messenger RNA from Babesia bovis T2Bo, 1824 nucleotides. Its product is annotated as putative integral membrane protein. Lineage: Eukaryota; Apicomplexa; Aconoidasida; Piroplasmida; Babesiidae. The record is from RefSeq and is a predicted model, not a curated record. The transcript has a single exon. Bases 1 to 1824 code for a protein of 607 amino acids.